AUGCGGGCUUCCAAGGCACCCGCUGCCUUGCUACUGUUGCUCCUUGCACUAGUGGAACUGCAUGCAAACAGGAGCAAUGACGAAGUGAAGGAAAAAUCCUCGCCGAGGAUAAUGAACGUGUGUGACAUACGAGAUAGAAACUCAAAACUUCACUGCUACUGUGAGUUGAAUCAAGAAAUCAACAGAGCAGUGAAGACAGAAUGUUGGGUGUUUAAUGGAGGUAUAGAAAAAGCUGACCCAAUAUGGACAAGCUUCAGUACACAGACCAACAUAGAAACGUUGGCCUUCAACGUGAGAGCUGACGGUGCACUAAAAUUUGUACCAACAAAGCUGCUUAGAUAUCUACAGAAACUAAAAAAAAUUAGCAUAAAGUUUAGCUCUAUAACAGAAGUAGAAGAAAAUACAUUUGUUAAUUUGACCUCAAUAGAAGAAAUAACAAUGAUUAAAAAUCAAAUCGAACAUCUUAACAAGCAUUCCUUUAACAAUUUACCGAAUCUGGUUGUUCUCAUUUUAGAUGAAAACAAUAUAAAAGAAAUAGUAACUGAUACAUUUUUUAAAUUGACCAACUUACAAAAGUUAUAUUUCACAAGCAAUAAUGUGAGCGUAAUACAAGAUGGAGCAUUCAGACAUCUUGUGAACUUAUUAGAACUGGAAUUGGAUAAAAACAAUAUAAGUGAACUCAGAAAAGAAUGCUUCGAAGGACUCGCCAAAUUAAAGCGACUUGACUUAAGUCACAACAAAAUAUCUCUUCUUAACUCCUUUGUAUUCACCGAGUUGUGGAAUCUAGAAUCCUUGUUAUUAGAUUACAAUGAAAUAAGUAUUGUAGCUCAGAGAAGUUUUGACGGAUUAUCGCAGUUAAAAAAGUUGAAUUUGAAUCACAACAACCUUAUCAUUUUAGCAGGUGGACUAUUCGCAGGUGUAAGAGGAUUACUCGGAUUAGACUUAAGAUUUAAUAAGCUGAAGAGAUUUACAUCUGAUGAUGUGAAACCGAUUUACGACAACUUGUUGAAAGAAAAUAGUUACAUUUAUCUUGAAGGCAACGAACUACCUUGCGAUUGCCACUUGGCGUGGAUGCAUAAACUCCGACACGAAACGAGAAGUACCAAAACAAGAACAUCGUUGGAAAAUUUCGCCUGCAAAUUAAGCACCGAUCUAGUUUUGAACUCGCAACUUGCUCUGUUUGAGAAGAGUGUUAUAAGUGCGAAUAAUAAUUACAAUGUAGAUAAUAAGAAUUUAGAAAACCUUGACGAUAAUACUGAUGAUAUCUUUCAAGAUGAAAUCGACGAAAAUAACUUACAAGAGAUAGAAAUUGUUAAGAAAGAGAAUGAAGGGACGCUGCUUCAGAUACCGAUUGAUCUGCUACCGUGCCCUCAAGAUGUUAAAGUGACAGAUAGAACGUACACAUACCCGUCGCAAAACGAAGCAAAAGAUUACAGAAACUUAAUACAUUCGUCACCAGGUUCUUUCCUAUAUGCAAACUGA
This is a messenger RNA of Achroia grisella, 1482 nucleotides long. Its product is annotated as connectin-like. The coding region runs from base 1 to 1482 and encodes 493 amino acids. Gene Ontology annotation, cellular component: plasma membrane. The record is from RefSeq and is a predicted model, not a curated record. Lineage: Eukaryota; Metazoa; Arthropoda; Insecta; Lepidoptera; Pyralidae. Gene Ontology annotation, molecular function: protein binding. The transcript has 3 exons.